UCAAAUUUUAAUGAAGAAGGAAAAUGUCAUCUCAGAUUGACUGUUGGUGAUACUGUUUAUAUGUUUGAAGAGUAUGAAGAAUGGUACUAUGGAUGUUCAACAAAAAAUAAAAGUGUUUGGGGUAUUUUCCCUAAAGUAUUUAUUUGUGUUAAAGAAGCUGUCAUUGAUAAAACAGGUCCACAUGAAGCUAUAAUUCCCAGAGAACCACCAAUUGUACAAGAAAUUACUUCUGUCUUGAGGGAAUGGGGAGAUUAUUGGAAAGAACUGUAUGUGAAGUCAAAUGGAAAUUUUGAAACUAUACGAAAUAUGAUGUAUGAGUUAAUUGAAUGGCGAAGACAAAUAAUGUCUGGAACACUUCCUGUUGAUGAACUUAAAGAAAUUAAACAGAAAGUGACAGCAAAAAUAGAUGUUGGAAAUGCUAUUCUAGAUUUGGACUUAGUUGUAAGGGAUGAUCAUGGAAAUAUUCUGAAUCCUGAUGUUUCAAGUACCAUUGAUUUAUAUAGAGCACAUGAAGCUGCAACACAAAGAAUUAAGCAGAUGUCAACGUGUUCAAGGAGCUCAAAGAAUCUGAAAUGCUCACGGUAUUGUCACAGUUUAUUUGUUACUGUAAAGAAUUUUGUAUGUCGAAUUGGAGAAGAUGCUGAUUUACUUAUGACAUUAUAUGAUGCUAAAGAAGGACAAUUCAUCAGUGAAAAUUAUAUAGUAAAAUGGGGGAAAGAAGGAUUAGCAAAAGAUUUAGAUCAACUAAAUAAUUUAAGAGUACUUUUCAUAGAUUUAGGUAGUAAAGAUCUUAUUAGAGAAAAAGUUUACUUGGUUUGUCAGAUUAUCAGAAUAGGUGCUAUGGAGUUUAGGGACAUUGAUCAUAAAAGAACUUCACACAUUCAAAGGAGAACACCUGAUGGCUUAAGAAGACCAUUUGGAGUAGCUUCUAUGGAAAUAACAGAUAUUAUUAGUGGCAAAUUAGAAAGUGAUGAAGAAAAGCAAUAUUUUGUUCCUUUUGUCCAGUGUGGUGAAAGAGAUUUCUUAGAAAAUGUAAUACGAAAAGUUCUAGCAGCAAAAGAUAUUACUCAGAAAGAACAUAAAGGGCAAGGACUUUGGGUUUGUUUAAAAUUACUUCAUGGAGAUUUAAAGCAAGUAAGAGAAGAAAAUCCUCAUUUAAUAUCAGCUUCAACAGCUGUUGCUAGAAAAAUGGGUUUUCCUGAAGUUAUUCUACCUGGUGAUGUUCGAAAUGAUCUUUAUCUCACUCUGGUACAAGGAGAGUUUUCUAAAGGAGCUAAAUCAUCUGAUAGAAAUGUAGAAGUUACUGUUAAAGUUUGCAAUGAAAAAGGUCAAAUAAUACCUGUAAGAAUAUAUUCAAUAAAAUAUUCAUUUUUACAAGAUACAUUAGAUGCACUAUUUAGUAUUUUGAUGCAAAACUCUGAUUCUGAUUUAUAUGAUAAUCUAGUAUUUGAAGCAUUGAAUGCUGGAAGUCCUGAUUGUAUACCUCCUUCAGCCUGUUGGUCACACAAAUUGAUGGUGGUGUUAAAAUAUUAUGUUGAUAAUGCCAACCAAAAAGAAGUUCAAGAUGCAUUAUUGAAAGCAAUGAAAUCAAUUGAAUAUAUUUUUAAAUUUAUUGUUAGAUCCAGGAUAUUAUUUGCAGCAUUAAAUGAAGGAAAGGGUAAACAGCAAUUUGAAUUAUCUUUAAAACAGUUGUUACAAUCUAUAACAGGAAUGAUGUUAUAUCGAACUGAUUCCACUCUGGUUGUACAAGGUGCAUGUUUGAAGUAUUUUCCCUUUGCUAUUCCAGAUAUUCUUUCUGUAUUUGAUUCCAAAGAGCUUAGUUACAUUCUCAAUGAUUUUAUUAAUAAUGUGCCUCUUGAUCGUCUUACUAAACAAAAGAUGAUGUGUGUUAAUGAUAUUGUACAUAGCGAUCUUUUUAAAAUACCAGAAUGCCGGAGCAUUAUACUACCUAUAAUCAAUGAUCAUAUAAACUCAUUGCUUACUAGAACUGAGGAAGUAGAAUUAUGUAUUAAAAUUCUUAGUGAUGUCCUAAUAGUACUUCAUAGUCAAGAAUAUCUUCACACCCUUAAUGACAUUUCAAAUAUAAUGUUUAAUGUUCUUCGUACUGUGAUCCAAUCUGUUAUUGAUAUGGAAAGGGAAAAACCUUUAGUAGGUAAUCUUGUAGCUGUGAUGGUUGGUAUUUUGAGACAAAUGACUCCAUAUCAUUAUAAACAAUAUAUCAGCAGUUUUCCUACUUCUACAGAUUUACUUGAUUUUUUAAUGGAAAUACUUUUAGUAUUUACUGAUCUUGUUAAUAAAAGUGUUUAUCAGAAAGAUUGGAAUGAAAUGAUUAUGUUGCAGAAUAGUGUUAUUCUUAAAGCAUUAAGAUAUUUCUCUCAUACAAUAAGAGAUCAUUUUACAAAUCCUUUUGAAUAUCAGGUUUGGAACAAUUUUUUUCAUUGUGCCAUAUCUUUUUUGACUCAAGAAGCUUUGCAACUGGAAAAUUUUUCUCAGAAUAAAAGAAAUAAAAUUAUAUCAAGGUACAAAGACAUGAGAAGAGAAACUGGUUUUGAAAUAAGAUCUAUGUGGUUCAAUUUGGGUGCAAAUAAACAACAUUUUGUGCCUGGUAUGGUUGGUCCUUUUCUAGAAAUGACAUUAAUUCCAGAAGCAGAACUGAGAAAAGCAACAAUACCUAUUUUUUUUGAUAUGAUGCAAUGUGAAUUUUAUUCUCAACGUACUUCUACAUCUUUUCAUGAUGAAUUUUAUAUUCAUAAUAGAGAAAUUAAAGGAAAUUUUGGUAUGAGAACAUGUUUUAAAAGUUUAAAAAAUGUGGACAGUGCAAAUAAACAACAUUUUGUGCCUGGUAUGGUUGGUCCUUUUCUAGAAAUGACAUUAAUUCCAGAAGCAGAACUGAGAAAAGCAACAAUACCUAUUUUUUUUGAUAUGAUGCAAUGUGAAUUUUAUUCUCAACGUACUUCUACAUCUUUUCAUGAUGAAUUUUAUAUUCAUAAUAGAGAAAUUAAAGGAAAUUUUCAUGAGUUUGAAAAUGAAAUGAUUACUCAGCUAGAUAUGUUGGUUGAGGGUGGACGUGGUGAUGAACAGUACAAAGAAUUAUUUUUUGAAAUACUUUGCAAUCUUUGUGAAAAUCAUGCAACAAUGCAUGAACAAGGUUUAAGAUUUGUUAAAACAGUUGUUCGCUUAAUGAGGCGUCUACUUGAAUACAGAGCUAUUAUAACUGAUGAAAAUAAAGAAAAUCGAAUGAGUUGCACUGUUAACUUAUUGGAAUUUUAUCAUGAAAUAAAUCGAAAGGAAAUGUAUAUACGUUAUCUGUAUAAACUAUGUGAUCUUCAUUUAGAGUGUGAUAAUUAUGUGGAAGCUGCUUUUACUUUAAAAUUACAUGCCAAACUUCUUCGUUGGUCAGAUGAAAUUCUACCUCAAAUUCUCAAAAAUGAUAAAUAUCCUAACUGUGAAACUCAUAGAGAACUUAAAGAAAAAUUAUAUUAUGAUAUAAUAAAUUAUUUUGAUAAGGGUAAAUUAUGGGAAGCAGGUUUACAUCUCUGUAAAGAAUUAUGCAUGCAAUAUGAAAAUGAAAUAUUUGAUUAUAUACAACUUAGUAAUUUAUUAAAUCAUAUGGCAGUAUUUUAUGACAAUAUUAUGAAACAGGUUCGUCCAGAACCUGAAUAUUUCAGAGUUGCUUAUUAUGGGAAAGGCUUUCCCACCUUUCUUCAAAAUAAAGUGUUCAUAUAUCGUGGUAAAGAAUAUGAAAGGUUAACAGACUUCAACAGUCGUCUACUGAAUCAGUUUCCAACUGCAAUAGUAAUGAAAACAUUAGCUCCUCCAGGUGAUGAUAUCAUGGAAUCCCCACAUCAAUAUUUACAAGUUAAUAAAGUAGAUCCAGUCAUGCAUAAAAGAGAAAGUUUUAGUGGAAAAACUGUACAUGAACAAAUAUUAAAAUAUUAUAAAGUAAAUGAAGUACAGAAAUUUACUUAUUCUAGACGAGUGAGAAAAGGUGAAAAAGAUUCCGAUAAUGAAUUUGCUACUAUGUGGUUAGAACGAACAAAUCUAAUAACUGCAUAUCUGUUACCAGGGAUUUUACGUUGGUUUCAGGUAACUUCACAAGAAACCAUAGAGAUAAGUCCUUUAGAAAAUGCCAUAGAAAGCAUGGAGAGUACUAAUAAUAAAAUUAAAAAUUCUGUACUUCAACAUAGAGCUGAUCCCUCAUUACCAAUUAAUCCAUUGAGUAUGUUAUUAAAUGGAAUUGUAGAUGCUGCAGUUAUGGGUGGAAUUGUAAAUUAUAAGGCUUUUUUUACGGAAGAAUAUGCACUGAAAAAUCCAACUAGAAGAGAUAAAGAAAGCAUACAGAAGUUAAAAGAUCUCAUUGCUUGCCAAAUACCACUAUUAGAAGCUGGUCUUCAAAUUCAUAAGCAAAAAGCUCCAGAUAAUUUAAAACCUUUUCAUGAGCACAUGGAAGAUGCCUUUGUUAAGUUACGUGCACAUGUAGAAGAAAAUUAUGGAAAAAGGAGUGCACCUCCAGAAUUACAAGAAAGAAUAUCUGUAAAAAUGAGAAGAACUUAUCCAGUUAAUUCAGCUCCAAUUUCUAUAAAUGACAGACUAUCAGAGAUAAGUCUGAAUACAUCAGAAGUGACAAGAAAAACAAUGUUUCCUACAAGCAAUCCUUCAACACCCACAAAAGUUUCACCAGGUAUAAGAGCUCAGUCUGUUUGGGUGAAACCAGCAUCUUCUCCUUCCAAAACAUCAAAUAAGAAAAACCGUGACAGUGCAACACUAUUGUUGAGAAGAAAUUCUGGUGCAUCUGUAACUUCACAACAAGAAGCUCAGUCACAGUCUCAAUGGUAUGACACAUUACCACAAAAUUCUAAAAAUGAUGGUCCUAUUAUUGAAUUAAAUGAACAGCUCACUCCUCAUCGUCCUUUACGUUCAGAAGUUGAAAAACGACAAAGUAGGCCUUCUAGUGGUCAUUUUAAGCAAAUACCAACACCUUCUCCUACUAGACAGAGUUUUAAUUAUGGUGAUUUUCUUAUAUUAAUUUAAUAAAUCUUAUAUUAAAUUUCAAAAUUUUUUAAAUUAUUGUUAAUUCUUUCAGGAUCAGUACCAUCAACUCCCUCCACUCCACGACUAUUAUCACCAGUCACUUCUACUCCUAAUAAUACAGAUGAUAAGCCACCACCAUUGCCUCAGAAACAAGCUUAUGCUGAUUAUACAAAUUUAACUGAUGAUAUGUCAUAUAGUAAUACAUUAAGAAAGAGUUCUAUGACACUACCAAGUCGCGUUAAACAUAAACCUCCUCCACCUCUACCUGUAAAAGAUUGUGCAUCUACAUUGGUACCAAAGAAACCUUAUAGGCCACAAACUGAUUGUUUAGAAAGUCCUCCAGAAUUACCAAAAAAACCUCAUCAUUCUGAAAUGAUAGAAAGUUGAUAUAUAGAAAUUUACAAUUAAGUGCCUUUUAAUGAUUCAUAAUAGUUGAAUAAAUAACGUAAAAACCAGUUUUCAUAUUUCAACUCUUUGACAUUUCCUGUUUAUAUAAAAUAAAAUAUACAUUUCCAUGAACUAUGUAAUUUAAAAGUACAAUACAGUAAUUAAAUUCUUAAAUUCAUUGCUAUUUCCCAAUUAAAUUGUUUUCAUAAAAUUAUGAAUCUACUAAUGUGAGAUCAAUUAAGGUCAAUAAUUCUUUGUACUAUCUAUGUUGAUUUUAUUGUUUUUAUAUCUUUUUUGAUAAAACUAUACAUUAUAUUUUCCUUCUUUAGCAUAAUGCAUCUUAAAAUAUGAUCUCAUUCUUUGUUUUAGAAGCAUAACUUUUUUUGAUGUGCAGAUUUUCAUUUACAUAUUUUAUGCUUUUAUGUCUUAUAUAGAAUUUAA
This is a messenger RNA of Centruroides sculpturatus (bark scorpion), 5859 nucleotides long. RefSeq names its product dedicator of cytokinesis protein 1-like. Gene Ontology annotation, molecular function: guanyl-nucleotide exchange factor activity; small GTPase binding. The transcript is spliced from 36 exons. The record is from RefSeq and is a predicted model, not a curated record. Gene Ontology annotation, biological process: cell migration; small GTPase-mediated signal transduction. Lineage: Eukaryota; Metazoa; Arthropoda; Arachnida; Scorpiones; Buthidae. Gene Ontology annotation, cellular component: plasma membrane; cytoplasm.